Messenger RNA from Eutrema salsugineum, 1929 nucleotides. RefSeq names its product protein tesmin/TSO1-like CXC 7. Gene Ontology annotation, biological process: regulation of DNA-templated transcription. NCBI's taxonomy places the organism in Eukaryota, Viridiplantae, Streptophyta, Magnoliopsida, Brassicales, Brassicaceae. The coding region runs from base 89 to 1741 and encodes 550 amino acids. The record is from RefSeq and is a predicted model, not a curated record. The transcript is spliced from 9 exons. Gene Ontology annotation, cellular component: nucleus.
ACGAAGGAACAAAAAGGAGAGCUCUUCAGCUGAAGCAAGCCUAAUCUCUGUGCCUCCCUUUGAAUUUUCCUCUUUGUAAAUUUUUUCCAUGGAGAAAUCCGAUCAGGAUUUGGGUUCUAACGGGAACCUUUUGCCGCGUCAAUUGGAUUUCUCCGUCCCGGCGGCGGCUGUGGUGGAGACGAAGAUUGAUUCUUCUUCUCAUGAAAGCGAGAAGAAUCAGUCGCAUUCUCUUCUCGAUUUACAGUCUUCACGGGAAGAUCAGAGAGAAGAAGACUUGCCUUCGCAGCCUCAGCCUCCGCCGUAUGGUGCCGAGGAGCAGCAGCAGCGAUUUGGGGUAAAGCCACUGAACCCGCCGCCGUCGUUUCCGGUUAAAUCUUCGACGGAAGUCGGUACGCAUGAUGUCACGCCGCCACAGAAACCGCCGCUUCAUCGGUUUGGUCAUCAGUUGCAGAAGAAUUCAUUGGGGAAGUGUCGAGUGAGCAAGCAAGAACCUUUGACCCCACGAGGGCAUCCGGAAGUUGAGUCCAAGGAUGCUACUCCAAUUAAACAGAGGCAUUGCAACUGUAAAAACUCAAGAUGCUUGAAGCUAUAUUGUGAAUGCUUUGCGUCGGGAUCUUAUUGCAAUGGUUGCAACUGCUUAAAUUGUCACAACAAUUUGGAGAAGGAGACCUCAAGACAAGAAGCCAUCACGGGUAUCUUAGAGCGGAAUCCGGAUGCGUUCAAGCCCAAGAUCGCUGGUAGUCCUCAUGGAAUGGGAGAUUUGCAGGAGGAUGUGCGCCAAAUCCUGAUUCUGGGAAAGCACAGCAAAGGAUGCCACUGCAAGAAAUCAGGAUGCCUCAAGAAGUACUGCGAGUGUUUCCAGGCGAAUGUGCUAUGUUCCGAAAAUUGUAGAUGUCAAGAUUGCAAGAACUUCGAUGGAAGCGAGGAAAGGAAUGCCCUUCUUCAUGGACCUCAGGUCUCAGAAACCUACAUACAACAGACGACCAAUGCGGCUGUGAACCGUGCCAUCGACAUGUCUGGUUAUCUGAACCCUCUUGAAUCAAGAAAGAGAAAGAGCAAGGAGGGUUCGCAUUCUGUAGGAGCUAGAGGUUCAUCUGCCUUUCCACACGUUGUUCAAAACCAGGCGGUAAAUCACGUUAUAAGGAAUGGUGACACUUCUCUGUUUUCACUACCUAACAACAAACCGGUUUCCGGAUCUACCACAUGUACUUACAGGUCUUCUCUAGCAAAUACUAUCCAGCCGCAUCAUGUUAAAGAGCUGUGUUCGCUUUUGGUCUCAAAAUCGGUGGACGUAGCAAAUAAAUUGUCAGGCGCCAAAUGUGAAACAAACAAAAGGAAGAAAUACGACACAGACCCUUCACUCGAUCCAGCCCAGAGAGAUGCUAAUGAGAUCAAUGACUCUCCAGAUUCUGUCCUUGAUGCUGGUAGAAUGGAUGAGAAACCUUUAUCUCCAGCGACACGUGCAUUGAUGUGUGAUGAUGAACAUGUGAUCAGUGCAGAGAAAGAAACAUCGGCCCGAGUGAAAACAAGCCAAGAGAAAGAAGACGCAGACACAAGCUCGGAGAUUUACGUAGAACAAGAAAGACAGAUCUUGUCAAGCUUCAGGGACUAUCUCAUUCAGCUCUCGAACCGUGGGAGCAUAAAUGGAACAAAUAUCAAAACCAACAGGAAUCCAAAUAGAAGGAAACCAGAAGAUGAAGAGCUAAGCCAUCGAGACUCAAGUUUGGGGAAGAUGAGAUAGUUUAACUAUUUUUCGCGUUCGUCACUAUAAGUCUUCUUUUAACUGCUACAUUAGUGCUAACUUCCAGCAACUGGAUUGCAUAAAUUGGUGUGAAGAUUUUGAGUAUCUAUGAAUAAAUAUUGUCACCUCAUUUGCAAGUUGCAAGUUCAACCUGUAACGUCAAAAGAACAAACAUAUCCCAACGAGAU